Messenger RNA from Aspergillus pseudonomiae, 1623 nucleotides. RefSeq names its product putative C6 transcription factor. NCBI's taxonomy places the organism in Eukaryota, Fungi, Ascomycota, Eurotiomycetes, Eurotiales, Aspergillaceae. The record is from RefSeq and is a predicted model, not a curated record. Gene Ontology annotation, molecular function: transcription cis-regulatory region binding; zinc ion binding; DNA-binding transcription factor activity, RNA polymerase II-specific. Gene Ontology annotation, biological process: DNA-templated transcription; regulation of DNA-templated transcription. Gene Ontology annotation, cellular component: nucleus. The coding region runs from base 1 to 1623 and encodes 540 amino acids. The transcript has 10 exons.
AUGUCGGAUCCAGGGCCAAUGCCUACAUUCCCUGGAACGGCGGAGACCGGUGAAUACCACUAUCGUGGACCUAGGUGUAUACCAGCUCACCGGAACGGCUCCAUCUUCCAGCAACUGCAACCCGCAGAGGUGCAUAGUCCUCAUCCAGCUAGGCAGAGGCGCUCUGGGUUCGAUGUUAGAGAAGAGCCCAUUUCCGAUUUUAUCAGCAAGGGUUUGAUGACAAUUGACCAUGCCAUGUCAUGCUUUCGGGCGUUUUUCCAAGGUUGCGAUAGGUAUAUCCCGAUUUUCGACCCGGAGCUCGACAACUUUGCGUCUGUGCGAGCGCGCAGUAGCAUACUUUUAAAUGCCAUCUGUACAAUUGGCAGUCGCGUUGAGACAAGAUCCGGAUCCCAGAUCUCCGACUUGUUGCACGCAGAGCUUAAGAGGUGGAUUAACGUGGUUAUCCAAAACAAAACGAUGAACUGUCUAGAGUCCGUCCAGGCGCUUCUUAUAAUAGCGUGCUAUUCUGCCGAACGUUCUCUUCUACUGUCAUUUGCGACCCGGAUGGCAUUAGACUUGAGCUUGGACGAAGCAUUCGAAGAACUUAUCCAGCGGCUGACCAUGAAAGAGGUUGAAGGCAUCUCUGAAUUUCAUAUGACAACUGACGAAGAAGAGCGUUCUUUGAUGCGCAAAUCCCGGACUUGGUUUGGCCUUCUCGUUUUGGAUCAUAUAUUUCAUGUAGAUGGCGGAAAGCCGCCUGGCAUUCGGAUGACGGGCAAUGCGCAUCGAUGUCGCAUCUUGCUCCGUCAUCAUACAUCGACAAUCUUAGAUUUGCGUCUGUUUUCUCAGGUUGAGUUGAACGUUAUACGUGCAAAGAUCAACGAUACUCUAGAUGCGAAGGAGACACUCGAUAGACCGGAUAUUGCCGAAUUUGUGCACGAGGCCAAGGUAGAUCUUGACCUCUGGUUUGACGAUUGGUUGCGCAUUAUCGAAAGCUCGAUUGCAGCAGAGCAAGAGAGGCCCUUCCUCUUGGCGGCCCUGCGCGUCCAAAAAUGUUGGGCUGAGCUAAUCCUCCACUGCAAAGCCCUGCUAUCAAUGGGAGUAGAGAAUGUGGCUGCCAUGUCCCCCGUUGAACGCAAUAUCCUCCUGCUAGCCAAGUCCAGCGCCCGAAAACACCUCCGCCUCAUAAGCACAGAGCCAGACUUCUACCUCGCUAAGCUCAAAUACGCCAUGGACUUCGUCUGGGCCAAAUGCGCAUUCUGCUUCCUACUCCUUCUGAAACUCUCCCGGCUUCUCCCAGAGCGAAGGGAAGAGCACCAGGAAUUGCUGGACCACGGGAACAGGCUUCUCGAUGAGCUAACGCGGUCUGUGGGAUCAAGCGGUGAAACCACCGGAAACGGAAGUAUCUACAUGCAGAUUUUGAGGCUGAGCAUAGAGAAAUACGGCCGAAUCUUUCAAGAAAGAGAAGCGGGCGGGGAUCCGGUGGCCACGGCGCCAUUCUGGGAGUCGUUCGAUGCUCAGGCGGACUUGCAGUCGUUUGUACCGGAGCAGUUUGUUCGGGAGUGGGACUUUCCGGGGCUCAAUUUGUUUUAUUUUCCUACUGCGUGGCAGGAUUUCUUUGGGGACUUUUCGCUGGCUGUUUGA